CCCAUUACUAACUUUUCAUCAAUGUCCAAUUGCAAUAGCCCUCCCCUGUAUGUUCCCAUGCCAUAUUCACCAAAGUCACCUCCUCUGCUCACCUCCACGACAUCAACAUUCAUCAGUCCUACAUCACCUGAAUCACCAACUACAUCCAUAUCAUUUCUCUUUUCUCAGAGUAAUGUUGUAUCACCAAGUUCCACCACCAAUCAAUCUCCAAUUCUAAGCGAAUCAUCAUCUUCAUCCUCACCACCCGUGUCACCAACCUCUACCUAUGUACAACCACUUCCAUCGUCGGCCAAGAAGAAAGGUCGACCAGCAGGAGUCAAACCUGAGGAGUGCCAAAGAUGUCAUAAACGUUAUACACCAGAGUGGAGGAAAGGUGAGAACGGUAUAGACCUCUGCAAUGCUUGUGGCCUAAAGUAUAUCAAGAAGAAUAAGCAAGCAAUGUUGGCCAAGGAGAGGCACAGUCUGAGAAAGAUACUCAACUGCAGUGGCGAGGAAAUUGUGCCACCUCCACCACAACAAUCAACAGAGAAUGAGGAGUUGGAGGAUGAGCCAAAAGUUAAGCAGGACAAGUCCAACAAAAGGAAGAAG
Acytostelium subglobosum LB1 is the source of this 588-nucleotide messenger RNA. RefSeq lists its product as hypothetical. Gene Ontology annotation, molecular function: sequence-specific DNA binding; zinc ion binding. Lineage: Eukaryota; Evosea; Eumycetozoa; Acytosteliales; Acytosteliaceae. The record is from RefSeq and is a predicted model, not a curated record. The transcript has a single exon. The annotation marks the transcript as partial. Gene Ontology annotation, biological process: regulation of DNA-templated transcription.